Medioppia subpectinata is the source of this 1008-nucleotide messenger RNA. NCBI's taxonomy places the organism in Eukaryota, Metazoa, Arthropoda, Arachnida, Sarcoptiformes, Oppiidae. The record is from the annotation of a GenBank genome assembly.
AUGGGACCGCAUUUGGCGCCACUGACGCAGACACUGGCCCGACAUGAGUGCCAUCGACACGAUUUUGGUCAUCGUUUCCGCUCUGAUGUGAUAUUCCUCCGAGUCUUCGGGUGUGAAGAGUGUAGAUGUAGUGCACACACGGCCCGCACACUGGGCUUAUGUAAUGCCUUUAUGUCCACAAACACUGUUACGCUCGACACUGACAGUGUCUUCGUGCCGAUCGCGAGCGGAUCCAGUGGUGACAAUGAGUGGUCAGAGCACACAGUGAUCUACGGGUGUGUUUCGGUGGGAAACGUCCCGCAAUUGGCCAUUGAUUUGUUGGUCUCGACACUCAUAGAGAGCCGCGAGUGUCGGCUCGUCGGCCAUCUCUACUCACCGGCGCUGAUGCCUCUGUCCGGUCCCGACCCCUACCGAUUCGGGGGCCAAACGCUGGCCACUUCGGCACAGGUGUUUGAAUGCAAGGCUCGGAAACUAUUGAUUAUACAACAGCGGACACCACUUUAUAAGGAAUCGCGACAACAGUUCUUCGACUCAUUGGCCAAAUGGUUGUCUACAGCGGGUGUGAAGCGAGUGGUGCUCUUGAGCUCCAGUUUCAUCGAGCACUUGGUUGAGGCGCUCGACUCCGGCGACUGUUAUCCCAUUAAAUGCCUGCCAAACGAGACCCACAGUCGCGCCGCCGACCAAACACUGGCCACCAAUUGGCGGGCCGUCGCGCGAGUGGACCCCUUCACGCUUCAGCCCUCGCCCGACGGCCGGAUACACCUUCCGGGCAGCGGUUCCCUCAAAGAAUUGCUUAAAUCAAUGGACAAAACGGGAGUUUCGGCCAUCGGUUUAGUGCUGUACUGCUCUGAAGGCGAUAAUCGGCCGCAUAGUUACGCCUUCGCUAAUGCCGUCAAUCAAUGGUUAAGUUUAAUUGAUUUCAAGACCACCGCUGGUGUGAAGACAUGGAUUGUCCCGUUUUCGUGGCGACACCUCUUCGGCGAAGAGCCGCCGAAAGAGAUUUAUUGA